Molecule: messenger RNA, 548 nt
Organism: Papilio machaon (common yellow swallowtail)
Lineage: Eukaryota; Metazoa; Arthropoda; Insecta; Lepidoptera; Papilionidae
Product: endocuticle structural glycoprotein ABD-5-like
Exons: 3
Coding region: 164-484 (106 amino acids)
Source: RefSeq, a predicted model, not a curated record
UUUUAGUGCAAGCGGGGCUCAGUGUGUUUCGCGUGCGACGCUCGCGCACAUCGGGGAACUCAUAUACGAGCAUAUAUAAGGAGAUCUUACGAAACCGUUAGCACAUUCGGACUACAGACUGUCCAGGAAGUCACCUGUUAUUUUUGUCACACCAAACGAAAACAUGCUGCUCAUCCUGACUAUCGGCAUUUCAAUGAUGCUUUCCACAUCGGGAAGUCCAGCGAUCGAAAACCAUUCAACGGCUCAAGUUCUACGAUACGAUUUGGAGACAGCAAAUAUGCCUAACUCUUAUAAAUUUUCUUAUGACAGUAGUGAUGGGACAUCGAGGACCGAAGAAGGAGCAAUACUGAAUCCUGGUACGCCAGAUGCCGCUCUCAAUGUACUCGGUACCGUCCGCUGGUACGACGAUAAAGGACAACUUUAUGAAAUGAGCUAUAAAGGAGGUAAACGGGGAUACCAAACAAUUAUAAAGAAAAUUUCUUAGUAACCUGCGCAAGAGAAUUAGGAAUCAAGAUUAAAUCAGAGACUGCGAAGUAGUAUUUAUUUUA